This is a messenger RNA of Ceratina calcarata, 3221 nucleotides long. RefSeq names its product paxillin (gene Pax). The record is from RefSeq and is a predicted model, not a curated record. The transcript has 11 exons. Bases 556 to 2370 code for a protein of 604 amino acids. NCBI's taxonomy places the organism in Eukaryota, Metazoa, Arthropoda, Insecta, Hymenoptera, Apidae.
GGAUGCUGUGCCGUGAGUGCGGGCGAGCCUGAAAUACACUUGCACGUUUCAACUUCUCGUUUUCCCUUGGUCAAAUUCGGUGCAUCCACAGACAGCCGAUACUCCGGCUAUUGUUCCGUACGUCAACGAACUGCAACAACUUCUGUUCAAAUUAAUUAUAGAUUUUUCACAUAAAGUCGGUAGUAAAUCGUGCUCGUUUCACGGUGUACAUUUAAAUAGUGUGCGGAAUCGCUCCACUGCGAGCAUUCAUUCACAUCGUUUUUAUUCAUCGCCUUUUGUGAAUCGAGUGUAUAAUAAUCGCGGACUUCGUGCAAAAUUCACGAGCGGUAUUCAACAAGUGGCCGCUUGGUGUGUGCAUCGUCCCCACUACUAAUCUAUCGUCUACACACAGCAGUCUCGCUCGCGAUAUAGUAAAGAGAAGCAUUGCUGCGAUAAAAGUGCUACAUAAUAGUGCAUAUACAUAUUUGUAUACGAUUAAAUAAGCCGUGUAAUUCGAUGUGAUUCGAAGUCCACCGAUCGUGUUCCACCAACUGUUCGUGAAAAGGCGUAUAAGAAAUGGCAAUGGACCGGACGAUGUAUGGAAAAAUAGAAUCGACCGCUCUCUAUCGACCCUACAAAAUUACCAUAAAAAACGGUUCACCACCUGGAUAUGCGCUGCUGGCAGAUCUACAGAACACGGUGUCGUCCGAAGGUAAUCACGUUGGUAGCAACGCGACUCCUGGUUAUGGAUCAUUGAACGGUGCCCGGACCACUUAUAGAUCUUACGAUAAUCGAACGUCUCCGCUUCCAUCGCAGUCGCCGACUUAUCAAAAUCGCGAGGCCAUCGAAGAGAGCAUUGGAAAAACGAGCGUCGGAGGGAAGAUGCCGUCUUUGAACAACAAUCUGUCGGAGUUAGACACGUUGCUCGAGGAUCUGAGCAACGCUCAUUACAAUACGCAUUUCCAGGAAAGAGAGAAUCGCAUUUCCUCGGGCGGGUUGAACGGAGACUCCAGUCCCAUGCUUCGUUCGCCGAGUAGCAUGUCAGCCUCAAGGCCCACCGUAGACUCGUUGCUCGAGGAGUUGAAUACCGCGGUACCGAACGGGGAUUAUCCUCCCGACGGCAGAGUGAAAGUUACCAUUCAGGAAACGUCCACGGAGAUCCAGCCCGUGUACGAGGGUUACCCUUCUAGGCACGGGUCCUUGAAUCGGAGCGAGGUCCAGAGGAGCUACACCAACGGGCACACCGCGAGCAACGCUACCAAGGAGCUCGACGAUUUAAUGGCGUCCCUAUCAGAAUUCAAGAUUAACAGCAGCUCUCAUCAACAUCAAACGGUGACCGAUUCCCCGUACGCGAAGCCGAACAAAGCGACCAAGAGUUCUCAGAGCCCGCUGCCACCCGAGAGCCCCCAGACUCGAAUUCACAUCACCGAGACGCACACCACUCACCACUAUCAGCAGCAACACGGAGAGCCUUACCCGCCGCAGCCAGCAGCGACCAAACAGAAUCAGUUGGAUUCUAUGCUAGGAAAUCUACAAGCGGACAUGAGUCGCCAAGGAGUGAACACUACUCAGAAGGGGUGCUGCAGCGCUUGCGAGAAGCCCAUCGUCGGACAAGUGAUCACCGCUCUAGGAAAGACGUGGCAUCCGGAACACUUCACAUGCACCCAUUGCAACCAGGAGCUGGGUACUCGGAAUUUCUUCGAGAGGGAGGGACACCCUUACUGCGAGCCGGAUUACCACAAUCUUUUCUCGCCGCGUUGCGCCUACUGCAACGGCCCGAUUCUAGACAAAUGCGUAACCGCCCUGGAAAAAACUUGGCACACGGAGCACUUCUUUUGCGCCCAGUGUGGCAAACAGUUCGGCGAGGAGGGGUUCCACGAACGGGACGGGAAGCCGUACUGUCGGGAGGACUACUUCGACAUGUUCGCGCCUAAAUGUGGCGGAUGCAAUCGCGCCAUCAUGGAGAAUUACAUAUCCGCCCUGAACAGUCAAUGGCAUCCGGAUUGUUUCGUCUGCAGGGAUUGCAAGAAGCCGGUUUCCGGGAAAUCGUUUUACGCGAUGGAGGGCAAACCCGUUUGCCCGAAGUGCGUCGGCGUCGACGACGAAGAGGAGGAAGAGGAGGAAGAUUGUAGACAAAAGUUCCAAGGCGGCUCGUUCUUCGAUCACGAAGGUCUACCGUACUGCGAAACCCAUUAUCACGCGAAGAGGGGAUCCCUGUGUGCGGGCUGUCAUAAACCAAUUACAGGUCGUUGUAUAACAGCCAUGUUCCGGAAGUUCCAUCCGGAACAUUUCGUAUGCGCGUUCUGCUUGAAGCAGCUGAACAAAGGCACUUUCAAGGAACAGAACGACAAACCGUAUUGCCACGGCUGUUUCGAUAAGUUGUUCGGUUAAAUCCGUUCUCGUUUCUACCAUGAAAGUAUUUGUAACAUAAAGACGAAACAGGCUGUUUCGCAUGGUACUACUUACAGUUUUAUAGGCCGCUCACAUACAUACAUUUGUACCGCAUAGAGAAUACGUAAUCGCUUUAAUCGUUACACCACACGAGUUUCACGAUUCAAGCUUUUAUAUCGUGGUUCGAAACAGCCUCGGUUUUUUUAUGGACCUCGACGUAGGUAUGGUGCGACAACCGAAAUUACAAUGUCACGUAUCGUUUAUCUCCGCUCUUAUCGUAAGGAUAAGGUAUUAGGGUAAUCAUAGUUGUUACUGUUCUUCCAUUGUCCUUAAUAAGGGCCCGUUGCUAAUAUUCUCAUGGAUAUUUUAUAUUCACGUACUUCACAUUGAUCGUACGACUUAAGGAUUAAUAAAGGGUGCUAAUUAGUAGCUUAUUUUUUACUAAUAACGUAUUCGAGCAAACAAGCUGCCAAUCGAAACAUAUUUAUACGAAAUCAGGACGUAAUUACCAAAUAUCCACGGUCCUUUCUGUUAGAUUUGAUACAUGUUUAUGGAAUAUUUAUAUCCGCGAAAUACACGGUGAAAGUCGGUCUGUUUAUUCUCUACGUUUUUACGCGACUGAGAUCAGUGAAGUCUCUGUUAUAUAUGUCCUUAAGAAACAUAUUAAUCAAAAAUAAAAUACUUAAUAGAUGCAUAACGUAUAGGAACUGUGAAAAAUUUGUUCAUAAAGUUAUUUUUCAGGCAGGGAUAGAAUAAAGAAACAGCAUACCACUUUUUUAGAUUUAUUUGGCAUACUGUUGCACACCAGUGUUCUAUUUGUCAUUUUACCAAUAAACAUUUAAUAAAUAUUA